Chelmon rostratus (copperband butterflyfish) is the source of this 1437-nucleotide messenger RNA. Its product is annotated as shaker-related potassium channel tsha2-like. Gene Ontology annotation, molecular function: protein binding; delayed rectifier potassium channel activity. The coding region runs from base 1 to 1437 and encodes 478 amino acids. The record is from RefSeq and is a predicted model, not a curated record. Gene Ontology annotation, biological process: protein homooligomerization; potassium ion transmembrane transport. The transcript has a single exon. Lineage: Eukaryota; Metazoa; Chordata; Actinopteri; Chaetodontiformes; Chaetodontidae. Gene Ontology annotation, cellular component: membrane; voltage-gated potassium channel complex.
AUGACUGUGGUGUCCCAGGAGAACCACGACGACACUGUGGUCGUAACUCCUCUGUUGCAAGAUGCUGCUGACUUGGAACCAGCGGACCAGGAGUGCAGCGAGAGGGUGGUCAUCAACAUCUCAGGUCUGCGCUUUGAGACGCAGUUAAAGACCCUCUCCCGCUUCCCGACCACGCUUUUGGGAGACCCGCGUAAAAGGAUGCGUUUCUUCGACCCGCUGAGAAAUGAAUACUUCUUUGACAGGAACAGGCCGAGCUUUGACGCCGUCCUCUAUUAUUACCAGUCAGGAGGGCGGCUUCGGAGGCCAGUAAGUGUCCCUGUGGAUAUUUUCCUGGAAGAAAUAAGGUUUUAUGAACUUAAUGAAGAUGCCAUAGAGCUCUUCCGAGACGAUGAGGGCUUGGCGAGGGAAGAGGACCGCCCGCUGCCAAAUAACGAGCUUCAGCGCCAGUUCUGGCUCCUGUUUGAGUAUCCAGAAAGUUCAGGACCCGCACGGAUAAUUGCCAUCGUAUCGGUUAUGGUUAUCUUAAUAUCCAUUAUCAUAUUCUGCUUGGAGACUUUACCCGAGUUUAGAGAGGUCCCCGCGGUGAACGACAAUAACGCCAAUGGAAGUGCUCACGGCAAAGAGCCCAGUCCGUUCACAGAUCCGUUUUUCAUGGUGGAGACACUUUGCAUUGUGUGGUUCUCCCUUGAAUUCACCAUGAGGUUCCUCUCCUGCCCCAGUAAAGCAGCUUUCUUUAAAAACAUCAUGAACUUGAUCGAUGUUGUGGCCAUAGCUCCUUACUUCAUCACCCUGGGCCUUGACCUCGCGGAGCAUCAGGGCAGCAGUCAGCAGGCUGCGUCGCUGGCCAUACUGAGGGUCAUCCGACUGGUCCGUGUUUUCAGGAUUUUUAAACUGUCCAGACACUCCAAGGGUCUCCAGAUUCUCGGCCAAACGCUUCACGCGAGCCUCAGGGAGCUGGGACUGCUCAUAUUCUUCCUGAUUAUUGGAGUUGUUCUGUUCUCCAGCUCUGUUUAUUUUGCAGAGGCAGAAGAUCCUGAUUCUGGAUUUUCAAGCAUACCUGACGCGUUUUGGUGGGCUGUGGUGACAAUGACCACGGUUGGAUAUGGAGACAUGUGUCCCUCCACCAUCGGGGGGAAAUUCGUUGGAUCUUUGUGUGCCAUCGCCGGAGUGCUAACCAUAGCCCUACCUGUGCCUGUGAUAGUGUCAAAUUUCAAUUAUUUCUACCACAGAGAGAACGAGGAGGAGGAAAAUGUUCAGUACGUGCACGUGACUUGCGGACAGCAGCUGCAGCCCUCCUUUGGUGAAUGUGAUUCAAACAAGAGCAGCCAGUCGCUCUCCAAAACAGAGUCCUAUCAGGAGAGCGACGACUUGGAAACUUUGACAUAUCCAAACGUGCACCCAGUGGAGACAUACACGGGGAAACUGACAGAUGUAUAA